Molecule: messenger RNA, 1723 nt
Organism: Pogoniulus pusillus (Red-fronted tinkerbird)
Lineage: Eukaryota; Metazoa; Chordata; Aves; Piciformes; Lybiidae
Gene: HSPB8
Product: heat shock protein family B (small) member 8
Exons: 3
Coding region: 473-1075 (200 amino acids)
Biological process (GO): cellular response to unfolded protein
Cellular component (GO): protein folding chaperone complex; cytoplasm; nucleus
Molecular function (GO): protein homodimerization activity
Source: RefSeq, a predicted model, not a curated record
GAAGUUUCUCGGCUCCAAGCUCAGGCAUUUAUUGCAGCUCUCAGCCAGGAGCAGCAGGGAAAGUCACACACCAAGUGCCGGGGAGCAAGAGGGGAGAGAGAAGCCUUUUCAUCUUGGGAUAUUUUAUUAUUUAUUUUUCCCCCCCUCUUUCUUGUGCUGAGAAGUUUUCUUUUCCUCUCCCUGGUCUCUGGGAUCACAGCCAGACAGGAAGCGUUUUCUCACGGCCAGCGAGCUCCCUCCGUCCUUCCUGCGGCUCCCAGUGAUUCAGCCCUGAAUUGAUUUUCUCCGUCAUCCUUCACCUGGUGCUGGGAAGGAGAGGACCAUCCCCGCAGCGCCCACCCGCAGCCGCACACCCGCGUCCCGCCCGGGGUGGAUGCUCCCCAGGGAAGUUCACAGCCAGGAGCAGCCGCACAGAGGCUGAGGCUCUGUGGGAGAACCCCCGAGACACGCUCGGACCCCUCCAAAGGAAGCCAUGGCCGACAGCCAGAUGCCUUUCUCCUGCCAUUACCCCGGCAGGCGCAGUGUCCGCGACCCUUUCCGGGAGCCCGGCCUGACCUCACGCCUGCUGGACGACGACUUCGGCAUGUCACCCUUCCCGGGGGACCUGACGGCGGACUGGCCCGACUGGGCUCGGCCCCGGCUCACCACCACCUGGCCGGGUCCCCUGCGUGCUGGCAUGAGCCGCGCCUCCACCAUGUCCCCCAGCUAUGGCACCCGCUUCGGGGGGUACCCCGAGAGCCGCAGCCCCGCGCCCUUCCCCCGAGAGCCCUGGAAGGUGUGCGUCAACGUGCACAGCUUCAAACCCGAGGAGCUGACGGUCAAAACCAAGGACGGCUACGUUGAGGUGUCAGGCAAACACGAGGAGCAGCAGGUGGAAGGAGGGAUCGUCUCCAAGAACUUCACCAAGAAAAUCCAGCUGCCCUACGAGGUGGACCCCAUCACGGUCUUCGCCUCCUUGUCACCGGAGGGGCUGCUGAUCAUCGAGGCACCCCAGAUCCCUCCCUACCAGCAGUACGGCGAGGGCGGCUGCAGCAGCGAGAUCCCCGUAGAGAGCCAGGAGGCCACCUGUGCCUGACCGGCCACCCACGUCCCUCCCACGCCCCGGCAUCCCUCCUCCCUUCUCCCUCCUCUCCUUGGAUCCCCACUCCCCGGUCCCCUGCGGCAUGGCACCCGGUGAGGGCGAUGGGUGCCGCUGGCAGGGAUGGCAGCGCCUGCCACCCCACGGGGGACCAGCGAAGAGCUGGGGCAUGUGUGCCAUCCGCCGGGGCCACCGCCCUUGAGAGCUUGUAGCCGUCUGAGGUGCCAGUAGCGAUUUUUGUGCCCACAAGGCCGAGCAGAACGGAUGUUCUCACGACGGUUGUUUUUCUCUGCUCCGAGUGGCUCCGAUGAGAUAUUUAUAAUACUAGGAAAAAACAAAAAGCCCCCUUUUUUCCCUCUAGGACUGAGGUGGAACCCUGUAGCCCUGUGUCUUCUCCUUCUCCGUGGGUUUGAGGGGUUUUUUUUAGCUACAUCUCUGCAAAGGACACGCGUCCGGCGGCGGAGCUUGACGGCACAGCCUCUGUCCUGAGAAACGCAAACCGCCCGCGUGUUUGGAACAGUGGUCUGGGGGCUUGGGGGUUGUUGGGUUUUCUUCUUUGUUUUGUUUUGGUUUUUGUUUUUUUCCAAAGACAAUUUGUGCUUUUACUUGUCAGAUCUGAGGAAUAAAACCCAGUCGAUGUUCUUA